AGGGCACUGAGGAGAGAAGUGACCGAGCCAUCGAGCUGGGGAGACGAUGUCCCUCCAGUAGGGACGGGAAGAGAGAGACUCUUCUUAGGAGGGGUAUUGAUCCAAGUGGGAUUGCCCCUCAAGACUUUGCUCCAGGACUAUCAGGCUGGACUCCAGGCCUGACAAAUAGAACGUGAGAGAUUUCUUUUAUUCACAAAUUUUAAAUCUCAUUGAAACAGAUUGCGAAAUCCUUUGUUAUACAAGAUUACAAUUAAUCCAUAAACCUGGAAUAGAGGGAAGGACGGUAUGCAUUGUGUACUAAUUAAUAGGUAGGGGAGUGCUCCUACCAUGCAGAUCUGCAUUUGAUUCCUCAAGGCCUGUCUUUUAUUCCCAGGAUGUUAGGAGGAGAGAUCACUUAAAGGCUUGAUAGAACAAACAAUUCUUUGUAUAUAAAGGGCUCUUUAAAACAGUGUGGUGAACUGUGCAUCCUGAUUCUGAAAUUGAGCUGAAGUCCAUUUAACUGAAAUUCUGAAAAUUCCUCUUGGGUUUCAUCACAUUCUCUCGGGUUCCAUCAUUAAUAUCCUUAAUAUUACUUUAUUGCUAGUUUCCCAGUCCUUCAGGCCCUUAUCUAAGGGGCUGAUCCUGCAAGUCCUUACUCAGGCCCACCACCCACUGAAUUCAGUGGCACUAUUUCCUGAAUGCAGAAUCAGAGCCCCAUUGUGCUUACUAACCAAUAGCAUCUGACUACCCACAUCCAUAAGUAACCAGUUGAUCCCUUUUAAACUGCUCUGUGUUAGAGAGAUCUGCAGUAUCCUUAUGUAGUUAGGUACUCUCUAUUCCAGCUCUGCCUUCAGAUGUGGUUAGGGGGGUGGAAUGUUUCAAACAGUUGCUAUGGUCACACAGUAGCUUGUGGAGCUGCCCGAGUAGCUGAGAACCUGCUGCAUCAGCUGCUACAUGGUUUCAUGUCUAACUGAGACAGACUGGAUUUCGAGGAUGAAGUCCAGCCUAAUGCAUUUGAUUCCUCCAGUGAGUAGGGACAGAAUAAUCUCCCACUUCCCCAAGUGGUACACACCAGAGGCCUGUCUCCAGUUCAAAGACCACUUCCAUGCACUGGUCAGGAGUGCCUGUCAGCAACGCAACACUGGGACAGUUGGGCUGAAAAUAUCCAAAGUGGUUGUGGUAGGAGACCUCUAUGUUGGGAAAACCAGCCUCAUCAACAGGUUUUGUAAAGAUAUUUUUGACCGAGACUACAAAGCAACCAUUGGAGUGGAUUUUGAAAUUGAACGGUUUGAAAUAGCUGGAGUGCCAUAUAAUCUCCAGAUAUGGGACACAGCAGGUCAGGAAAAGUUCAAGUGCAUUGCAUCUGCUUACUACAGAGGAGCAGAGGUUAUUAUAACAGUGUUUGAUCUGGCUGAUAUCCAGACUUUGGAACACACGAAGCAGUGGCUAGAGGAUGCAUUGAGGGAGAAUGAGCCAGGGUCCAGCUUCAUCUUUCUGGUUGGAACAAAGAAAGAUUUAGUGUCAGGUGCCGCAUGUGAGCGGACCGAACUGGAUGCCAUUCGCUUUGCCAAUGAGAUGCAGGCUGAAUACUGGUCUGUCUCAGCAAAAACAGGGGAAAAUGUAAAGGAGUUUUUUUCUCGAGUUGCUGCCUUGGCCUUUGAACAGUCUAUGCUGAAGGAGCUGGAGAAGAGCAAUGGUCGCAUGGCCCAGAUCGGAGCAGGAAACCUCAUCAAAAUAGAAGGAAAUUCCCCAGAGACUCCAGAAAGCAACAGCCAAGCCAGCCUGAACUGCUGCUAGCUGCCAUUCAUUUCUGCAAGCAUCAUACUUCCAUAUGCAUGUGCGUACAUCUGCAUGGUGCACCUGCAGCGGGGAAAGCUCUUAAGCGGCUUCCAGUUGAGAGAUGGAAAGUCAGUUUAUCUCAGAAGAGAAUGGAGGAGCUGAAAAUGAUUCAAGCAACUUCCCUUCAGACAGAAGAUCUCUCUCCCACCCCUUGCUUUGUGCUCUCCUUGUGCAGGUGGCACAAUGGUACGAUGGUACAUAAAUCUUCCCUGUGCAAUGGGGAGAUUGCUUGUGUGAUGCCCUGAGGGAUGGCAGGCUGUCUUUACUCAAGGGGAUGGAAUCAACCGAACUUUUCCACCUGCUACCAGGAGGGGAAAAAAAAAAAAGUUCUGUACUUGUAUUAUGUUCUUAGUAGCCAUCAGAACUCUUUAAUCUUGGACAGUGAAGUCCAGGCCCUGUUCUUGUGGGAACAGAAAACACAUGGCAGUGCUGAUUAUUGUGGUGUUUUGUCUUUUAAACACAAAAUGCUUGUACAAAAUUAUGCUGACUUGCACGCAAGCACACCCAGUUUACCAUGAUAGAGCUGAGAGAAAUAUUCCUCUUGUUUCUGGGAUCAGGAUAUCUGCUUUCAGGAUAUCUGUCAAUGCUUUGUAAUUUUUAACUCUAUACAUAUUCUUCUUCCAGUGGAUGCAGACCAGAAUCCCACUCAAGUGUGUGUGUGUGUGACCAGUGUGCUGGAGUAGUACUCAUCAGAGUGACACACAUGCCUUGAGCCUCCUCAUGGCUCCUCCUAAGGCUGUAUAAGGCUGAUGCCACCUUGAUCCCCCUCAGUCCCUUCUUAUCACUCAUGGCAUGAGUCGCAACUUCCCAUGUGGUUCUCCUCAUGGUUUUUUUCUGCUACAUAGUUAGCUCUUAACUUCAUUACAUCUGUAAAUAUCAGUAUAAAAAUAUUGCUCAGGCAUGCAGGAGUGAAAUCAGGAAGGCCAAAUCACACUUGGAGUUGCAGCUAGUAAGAGAUGUUAAGAGUAACAAGAAGGGUUUCUUCAGGUAUGUUAGCAACAAGAAGAAAGUCUUACUGAUUGAGAGAGGAAACCUAGUGAUAGAAGAUAUGGAAAAAGCUAAUGUACUAAAUGCUUUUUUGCUUCUGUCUUCACGAACAAGAUCAGCUCCCAGACUACUGCAUUGGGCAGCACAGCAUGUGGAGGAGGUGACCAGCCCUUUGUGGAGAAAGAAGUGGUUCAGGACUAUUUAGAAAAGCUGGACGAGCACAAGUCCAUGGGGCUGGAUGCGCUGCAUCCAAGGGGCUAAAAGAGUUAGCGGAUGUGAUUGCAGAACCAUUGGCCCUUAUCUUUGAAAACUCUUGGCAAUCGGAGGAGGUCUCAGAUAACUGGAAAAAGGCUAAUGUAGUAUCCUUUAAAAAAGGGAAGGAGGAGGAUCUGGGGAGCUACAGGCCAGUCAGCCUUACCUCAGUCCCUGGAAAAAUCAUGGGGCAGGUCCUCACGGAAUCAAUUCUGAUGCACUUAGAGGAGAGGAAAGUGAUGAGGAACAGUCAGCAUGGAUUCACCAAGGGCAAGUCAUGCCUGACUAACGUAACUGCCUUCUAUGUUGAGAUAACUGGCUCUGUGGAUGAGGGGAAAGCAGUGGACGUGUUAUUCCUUGACUUUAGCAAAGCUUUUGAUACAGUCUCCCACAGUAUUCUUGCCAGCAAGUUAAAGAAGCAUGGGCUGGAUGAAUGGACUAUAAGGUGGAUAGAAAGCUGGCUAGAUCAUCGGGCUCAACUGGUAGUGAUCAAUGGCUCCAUGUCUAGUUGGCAGCCAUUAUCAAGCGGAGUGCCCCAGGGUUCAGUCCUGGGGCUGGUUUUGUUCAAUAUCUUCAUUAAUGAUCUGGAGGAUGGUGUGGAUUGCACCCUCAGCAAGUUUUCAGAUGACACUAAACUGGGAGGAGUGGUAGAUUGUUUGGAGGGUAGGAAUAGGAUACAGAGGGACCUAGACAAAUUAGAGGAUUGGGCCAAAAGAAAUCUGAUAAGGUUUAACAAGGACAAAUGCAGAGUUUUGCACUUAGGAUGAAAGAAUCCCUUGUACUGCUACAGACUAAGACUGAGUGGCUAGGCACAAGUUCUGCAGAAAAGGACAUAGGGGUUAUAGUGGAUGAGAAGCUGGAUAUGAGUCAGCAGUGUGCCCUGUUGCCAAGAAGGUUGACGGCAUUUGGGUCUGUAUAAGUAGGGGCAUUGCCAGCAGAUCGAGGGACGUGAUCAUUCCCCUCUAUUCGGCAUUGGUGAGGCCUCAUCUGAAGUAGUGUGUCCAGUUUGGGGCCUCACACUACAAGAAGGAUAUGGAAAAAUUGGAAAGAGUCCAGCAGAGGGCAACAAAAAUGAUUAGGGGGCUGGAGCACAUGACUUACGAGGAGAGGCUGAGGGAACUGGGGUUGUUUAGUCUGCAGAAGAGAAGAAUAAGGGGGGGAUUUGAUAGCUGCUUUCAACUACCUGAAAGGGGGUUCCAAAGAGGAUGGAUCUAGACUGUUCUCCAUGGUACCAGAUGACAGAACAAGGAAUAAUGGUCUCAAGUUGCAGUAGGGGAAUGGGUUACCUAGGGGGAUGGUGGAAUCUCCUUUCUUAAAGGUUUUUAAGGUCAGGCUUGACAAAGCCCUGGCUGGGAUGAUUUAGUUGACGAUUGGUCCUGCUUUGAGCAGAGGGUUGAUGACCUACUGAGGUCCCUUCCAACCCUGAUAUUCUAUGAUUCUAUGAUGGUGUGCUUGCCUAGGGAUUCAAGUGUCUUUUACUCUCAUCUGUCUCCAAAUUCCCUGGUAAUCUUGACUGCUAUUGAGAAGUCAAGGCAAGAAAGGUUCAAGUCAGCACUCAAAGAAAGAGAACUGAAAAGAAUGAGUGCCUUGGGCAGAAAGAUUUAUUCUAAGUCAUUUCUCCAAAUGCAAAUGGCUAAUCAACAGGUGAUGUUAGCUAAGUAUGAUUUUUCAUACCUGGGACGCUUGUCAAAAUUUACAAAUAAACUCCCUGAGGACUCCGGGGAAGAGUUCAAAGCCUUUUUGGCAGAGGGCCAUCUGGUCACAAAGACAUCUCUUCAAUCUACCUUGGAUGUUGCAGCUGGUUCCUCUAGGACUAUGGCCUCUGCAAUGAUAAUGAGAAGAGUUUCAUGACUAUAGAACUGUGGGAUAGCCCACCACAUACAACAGUAUAAAAGACCUUCCCUUUGGGCAUUUCCUAUUUUCAGAUAAAAUUGAUGAAAUAUUGCACUCAUUUAAAAGACUUCCAAGCAACCCUCUGCUUCUUAAAGUGUUUGUCUCAGUGUCCAAGAAAAGACACAUAACUCCCUGCAUAUCCAGUACUCCUAGUAGUACUGUAAAAUCCUUUCUACACACCCAGGCAAGUUGACAUGCUGAAAAGUACGCAUAGACCUCAAGAGAAGAAGGUCUACUAGCUCAGACUCCAACCAGCAGGCCCAUUCUCAGACAUCUGCGAGGAAAAUCUGCCAUUUGACUUUUCCAGUGAGGACAGCAACCUAGUCAUUCACAACCCACACAAUAUUGUCUCUCCAUUUGGGAGCAAACUAUCUCGCUUUCUGGAUAAUGACAGACAAGUGGGUCCUAAGUACCUUGAAACUGGGAUAGUCAAUCCAAUUCCUUUCCAUUCCUCCUUCCCCGUCCUUUUUCAGGGACCCAACUCACAAGCCUCUGCUCCUUCAAAAGGUCCAGAUGCUGCUUGCUGUAAGGGCUGUUGAAGAAAUUCCCAUACAGUUUCAAGGAAAGGGGUUUUAUUUGGACAUUUUCUAAUUCCCAAGUCCAAGUGUUGUCUGAGGCCCAUUUUGAACCUUUACAGUCUCAACAAGUUGACUAAAUAAGUGAGAUUCUGCAUGGUUUCCCUGACAUCUAUCCUCCCACCUCAGGAUUGGAACAAUUUGUUUGCUGUUCUCAAUCUUCGCAACGCUUGCUUCCACAUCACAGUGAUACCAAGUCAUAGGAAGUUUCUCAGAUUUAUGGUAGUGAGGAGACACUAUCAAUACACCGUUCUUCCCUUUGGCCUAUUGUCUGCUCCUCAUGUGUUUAUGAAAUGCAUAGCAGAGGUGUCAGCAUUCUUGAGAAGGAUUAAGAUGCAUAUCUUCCCUUACUAGAUGAUUGGCUCAUCCAGGGCACAUCACUCUCUGAGGUCCUCAAUCAGCUCCAAUUCAUUCUCCAUCUCUGACUGGCUAGGGCUCAUGCUGGACAAAAAGAAGUCCACAUUAGUGCCUGUGAAGAGGCUGAAAUUCAUUGGGUCUUUGCUUGACUCUAUGGUAGUGAGGGCCUUUCUCUCUUGAGAGGUUUUGACUAUUUACAGUUUUUGUGUGUCCCUCAGGUGUCACCUGUCCACUAUGGCCAGAGCAUGUCUUACAUUGUGACAUCACAUGGCUCCAUGUAUGUAUGUGACCAUGCAUUCCAGACUGCAUAUUCAUCCUCUACAUACAAACAUGGCUAAAAUUGGUUUACCAACCAAGCAGACAUCUGGACAAGUUAGUCCAAGUUCCUCCUGUAGUCUUACACUCUGUGGAGUAGUGAAUGGACUAGGACAUCGUAUGUGCGGGGAAUCCCUUUUCUUGUUCCCUUCCAACUAGGACAGUUAUAACUGACAUUUCUACAUUAGGCUGAGAUGCUCACCUGGGUGGUUCAUGGGGGCCCAAGGGGUAUGGACAUACCAGGAAGAGAGGCUUCAUAACGUUCCAAGAGGUUUUACAUAACAGAAGGGAACAAUCAACUAGAUCCACCUAAGUGGAAGUGUUCUUCACUUUUGAAUUCUGCUCAAGGGAUUCAGUCAAUAAGGGUGAAUGUCCAGGACAAAUUUUCUGGCCCUUUCUUAACUUCAGUGAAGCUUCACCUGGCAGCCAUUUCUGCCACUCAAGGAAGAACAGUGUUUUCCAGUCCUACGGCUACAAAAUUUCUCAAGUAAUUUACAUGUCUGUUUCCACCUGUAAAAGCAUCAGUUCACCUUAACACAAUGUUAGUCACUCUCAUGGAAAUCUCCAUUUGAACCUUUUUGGCUAUUUGCUCCUGGGCACAUUUGUCCUGGAAGAUGACCUUCCUUAUCGCCAUCACAUCUGUGAGGAGAGUUGGCAAGCUGAGAGCAUUAGUGGUAGAUCAGUUUUUAAGGACAAGAUGGCUCACCCAAAGUUUUUAACUAAAGUAGUGUCAACCUUCCACCUUAAUAAGAUGCUAUACCUGGGUCCUGUGUUCUUUCCGAACCUGCAUGCCAGUUGGGAAAAAGAGUGUUUUACAUACCUUGGAUGGAAGAUGGGCAUUGGCCUUUUUUCAUAGACAGAGGUAAUUGUUUAGAUUCUCCUUGACUUUUUGUUUCUUAUGAGGAUAGGAUGAAGGGCCAAGUGGUCUUGACUCAAGACAGUCUGUAGAUGGGUAGAUUCUCUCAAUGAUGUACCUUUUCUGGACACUUGGGAGGCUGCUGCCUGGUCCUACAUAUAUAUGUACAUACGUACAUACAUAUAUUCACUUGUCACUAUGCGAUUGCAACAGCUUCAAGGGAAGAUGCGAACUUUUGGCAAGGUCACUGUUCAAAUAGAGUCCAAGCCUUGCCAUCUACGAUACUGCUUGUGAGUCACCUGAAGGGAAUACACAUCUGCAUCCACUUGAAUAAAAGAGAACACUUACAUACCUGUAUUGUAACUGUUUGUCCUUUUGAGAUGUAGGUGAAGAUGUGUAUUCCAUAACCAACCUGUCAUCCCCUCUGCAUCAGGGUUUUAGGCCACUGGCUGGUGCAAAGGAGCUGAGGUAGAUGAGGGCAGCAUCAUCCUUAUGUAGCCGCAGGAGGGGUCGUAAGGAGGUUCAGGGCAUGUGCAUCACCUCAACAGGUAUUGCUGUGGAAAACAUUUCUGGCUCCGACAUGUUGAGUGCGCGCGCACAAACAUCUGAAUUGACUACAUUUCUGCAUCCACAUCUCUAAGAACAACAGUUACAAGUAAGUAAUGGUUCUUUUCCUGUGUAAUGAGUUAGGGUCUGAGACAAUUUUUACAUUUUGCCUUUAUAAUUUUUUUAGAAGCAUUUCAUGUCUGCUGAAAAAAAGGCCUUAAUCCUGCUCCCCUCUACUUCCUUUACUUAUUUGGGUGGCAGAUCUUUCCUUGUGCCAUCAGAAUCUGGUCCUAUGGAUACAACUUCAGGGUAAAAAUCAAAAAGGGAGAAUCCACUGAAUGGAGGAAGCUGUGAAAUUAUGUAAUAGGUACAGUAAAGGAGAACACAUACACACUGAUAGGAAAGGAAAUUUGAGGUUAUAGCAAUAUUCUGAUAAUGAUUUUUUAUUGAUCUAGUGUCACUGUGUUUCUGCCUUUGACAUUUAAGGUGGGCAGAACCAGAACCUAGGAUCCAAAUAUUCCGAAACUUUGUGGAAGUCCAGAUGUGAAGUUUCCAGUUUAAUUCCAUCUCUGUUUAACAUUUCAAAGGCUUGAUUGUUCUCAACCUUGUGCUUUAUGUAGUCAUGUGUAUCUGUGUAAAAUAGUACCAGCUCUUUUAUAUAUAACCAGAAUACUAUAAUUUUUCACACUUUGUGCAUGUGUGAAUGGCAACAGAAAGUGCAAGGCACAGGAGAAUCAGAUUCCAUGUAUUCUGUAAUUCCAGAGGAAGUGGGUUUACACUUUCCCCUCCACUUCUUUUUCAUAGAUUCCAUCUACGCUACAAGUCUAACCAGUCACAGCUAGUAUAAGUGACAUGUUCUAAUGUCUUUUUUUGUUAAUAAUAUAGAUGGACAUGGUUUUUUGAAGCAUGUUACAGCUGAAGUAAUGAACUUGGUCACCCCUCUCCAUGCUAGAUAACUGUGAGCUGGUAAGGUUAGAUGCUACAGUGUGGCUGGGCGUAUAAUUGGUUUGACUGCCCUCGCUGGAGAAAGUGUUCCAGUCCCUUGACGCUAGUGGUAGAGAAGCAUUUUUUCCUUAUUUUCAUAUUACUUUUACCAAAAUUGUGUGUGUUUGUGUACUUGCAUGCUUUCUACAUAGAAAGAGAGUGAGAGUUUUCCAGUACAGAAACCCCAACAUGCUUGCUGUGUGCAGGUCUCUUAAUUGAAUGGCUGUUGCAGAACAAGCACUCUCUACGUGAUUGCUGCAGCCUGGUUAGCUUGUCAGGUCAUGCACCUUCCCUGGUUUCCUCUAUUAUAUCCCUAUUAUUCUGCCCUACCCCUAUAAGUUUUUGAUUCUUUAGGAGCUAGGAUGAUCAUGUGUUAAAACAAGGCCCAUGUAACAUGGAAUAGAUUGUAUGAAAUUAAGAGGCAUUGGAAAAUAGAGUGAAGCAACUCUGUGUUGAACAGUCUUCUGCUGUGUGGGCAGACCUGACUUGGUGUCAUAGGGACUCCUGUUUAAACCUUGUAAGUUGUCCCUGCUGUUUUAAUGGCACGGUAUUUUCAGAAAUAACUGUAAUACAUACCUGCUAGAUCAGUAUUUGUGUGACUGCUUUUACUAUGCGUGGUUAUUGUUUAUAAAUCUCUGAUCAGAUUGGUUUUGCUUAUUGCACUUCAGCGUAUAGUGCAAAAGUACAAGACAAAUUUCAAGAAAUAAUACCCAAGGGUAUGUUCGAAGAAACUAGUUGAUAUCUAUGGUCAUACGUCAACAUAAAGAAAUGGACUUAGAUUUCAUAUCGAACACACUACCUUAUUCUUACACUCUUCUUUACUGGAACAAAUUUUAGACAGGAAGAAGGAAUUUAAACAAGGCAAUCUCUCACUGAUUUGUAACAUUCAGCCUCAUGUACCUAAUAGACAGUAUUCCUCCAAAAAUAAAAGAGGUAUUGUAAAUCUUUCACCUACACGAAAUCAGGAAAACUCAGCCAUAAAAAACUACUAUAAACAUUGAGUCAAUUAACGAAUCACCCUCAAGAAUCAAACCAAGGCAUCAGAUCACCAUUCCAGAAAGCUUGUUCACCAAUAAUUUGAUGUCCGCAAAGCCCUGGGGCCAAUGGAAUCACUCUGAAUUUACACCAGCAUAAGUGAGAGCAGAAUGUUUCCAUAAGGUCCAGUAUACUCCUAGUACAAUGUUUUGGAGGGAAAGAAAACAGAAGACCUUAGGACACAUAUUAAUUAUUAACCCCGUCAUGUAGUCACUACACAUGCAUCAGUAAACAGGGUGCUGAAUGUAACAAUCUAAAUGGAGCCGAACACCUCAAAACAUAUCAAGGAAAAUAACAGAAAGAUCUUUGGUAAUAUAAAAAAUAACCAGACAAAAUGGGCCUGAUUCUCAGUUAUUCCAUUCCUGCAUUUAGAUAGGGAUUGGAGGGAAAGUGAGGAGAAAUGUGGCUUAAAACUUCCUUUGUAUUUCCCGUAUACGGGUUUGCUCACAACGUAAAUUAGAACAGUCUCUUGGAAUUGUAUGUAUGCAACUUCUCUUAGGAAUUGUAUGUCUUCCUUUCAUCUUCAGACAAGGUUGUUGUUGGCAACCAUGCCAGUCCUGUUGGCACAGAAAAUGAGUGUACCAUUUGUUGGAGGAGGUGAAUUUGUGCCUGUGUAGAGUUAUUGAUCCAAAUAUGUAAUGUUUUUUUUUUUAUCUAAUGUGACAGACCCAGGUCAGUGGGGUACAGGAGUCUGGUAGUGGGCAAAUAUACUGGUCACUGGCUGAGUAGUUUUCUGUUCCCUGAGUCACCAGAGGCAGACAGACUGAUUAGAACACCUUCAGCCAAUCAAGGCAGGCUAAUCAGGGCACCUAGGUUUAAAAAAGGAGCUCACUCCAGUCAGGGAGGGGGGAGCCAGAGGAGAGGAAGUGUGUGUGAGGAGCUGGGAGCAAGAGGCGCAAGGAGCUGAGAGUGAGAGGGUGUGCUGCUGGAGG
Messenger RNA from Gopherus flavomarginatus (Mexican gopher tortoise), 10550 nucleotides. RefSeq names its product RAB36, member RAS oncogene family (gene RAB36). The record is from RefSeq and is a predicted model, not a curated record. Bases 934 to 1776 code for a protein of 280 amino acids. The transcript has 12 exons. Gene Ontology annotation, molecular function: GTP binding; GTPase activity. NCBI's taxonomy places the organism in Eukaryota, Metazoa, Chordata, Testudines, Testudinidae.